CGUACGCGUCCUGUGUAUUGCGUAUGUGACACACAGAGGUCGAUACUGACAAAUUUCUUGUCACAUGCUGGUUCCGCCUGCACUCUACUUUGAUUGGCCUCACCACGUGAUCAUGUAAAAUGAAGCUCAGCGAGGAGGGGAUGAAGAAGGAAAAUACACACGUUUUUUGGUUAUUGUGGUGAAAGGGAUUUUUCUGAGGAGCUGUCAGAUGUGAUCAUGGAGGAAAAAUUGGAGAAUAUUAAUCCCAAGUUGUAUGUAAAGAGUGGGGAGAGACUGCUAACUGUGGACGAUGAGGAUGAGGACGUCGUUGAUGAGUUUGAUGCCAGGGAAAUUUUCGACCUGAUCAAGAAUAUUAAUGAUCCUGAGCAUCCACUCACGUUGGAGGAGCUACAAGUCGUUGAGGAGAGACUCAUUCAGGUGGAUAAUAAGAAAAACCUCGUUGAUGUGAAAUUCACCCCGACAAUCCCCCACUGCAGCAUGGUAACCCUUAUUGGUCUCUCCAUAAGAGUUAAGUUACUCCGAGCCCUUCCCUCUCGUUUCAAAGUAAAUGUAGAAGUGAAUCCUGGAACCCAUAGUUCUGAAGCAGCAGUAAACAAACAAUUAGCAGAUAAAGAACGAGUUGCAGCAGCUCUUGAAAAUAAUCACCUCGUAAGAGUGAUAAAUCAGUGCGUGACUGUCAGGAAUUAAUUAAGAAACCAUGUUUAUUUUUAGAUAAGAAAUAUAAAUACAGAUGAGAAUGAG
Messenger RNA from Diachasmimorpha longicaudata, 741 nucleotides. RefSeq names its product MIP18 family protein galla-2 (gene galla-2). NCBI's taxonomy places the organism in Eukaryota, Metazoa, Arthropoda, Insecta, Hymenoptera, Braconidae. The transcript is spliced from 3 exons. The coding region runs from base 217 to 687 and encodes 156 amino acids. Gene Ontology annotation, biological process: iron-sulfur cluster assembly. Gene Ontology annotation, cellular component: cytosolic [4Fe-4S] assembly targeting complex. The record is from RefSeq and is a predicted model, not a curated record.